Molecule: messenger RNA, 3812 nt
Organism: Penaeus chinensis
Lineage: Eukaryota; Metazoa; Arthropoda; Malacostraca; Decapoda; Penaeidae
Molecular function (GO): UDP-glycosyltransferase activity
Source: RefSeq, a predicted model, not a curated record
CACUUCGCACUCAAGCGAACAAAACCUUUGAGAAUGUGAUAAGGUGAACAACUGGCUGUGUGCAGAGCAAGAACCUUGAGCAGUUGUAAUUUGGCUGUUGGCGAGUGCGGACGAAUUUCAGCUCUGACAUGAUGAUGAGGGCGGUGCUGGCGCUGGCCCUGAUGGGCGUGGCGUGGGCGGAGUUGGCUCCACCCGAGAGAUCCUACAAGAUCCUGAUGCUGUUGCCAGUAUCCUCGAAGAGUCACAGAAAUGUCUUCUUGCCGGUCGCCGAGGCUUUAGCCGAUCGAGGACACAAGAUUGUGAUGCUGGUCAACCACCCGCCGGCGUUGAAGCACCCGAACGUCGAGGAGAUCAACCAUGAACUGCCCGAUUUCAGGGAAGAAAACCUGAACAUGUUCGAGACACGAGAGAACCCGGCUGCUGCGUUCGGAAUGUUCGAAAAGGCUCUUCCUGCCAUCGCCAAGAAGCUGUACAAGGUUCCGAAGGUUAAAGAACUCUAUGACAAAAGAAAGGAGUUUGAUCUCAUAAUUAUCAACCAUAUGUUUAAUGAGGUUGCGUACCCCUUCGCCCACGAGAUGCCCUUCAUCACCAUAGCAACGCCAGGUAUGGACUACCGCCAGAGCGCUGUCUUGGGCAACGUUUUGAAUCCUGCUUACGCUCCUAACAUAAUGAAGUCUUACCCAGUACCUAUGAGCAUGCUACACCGCAUCGCCAAUACGAUACAACACAUCAUGUUUGCCUUUCAUUGGCGCCACUGGAGUAUCGUUCCGCCCGUACAGAAAGAGAUUUCGGCCCAGUUCCCGGACCUCCCGCUACUGCUGGACAUUGAACGUAACCAAAGCCUUGCCUUGAUGAACUCCCACUUCACAAUGAACGAUGUUCUGCCUCUGCUGCCGUCCCAGGUGGAAGUGGGGGCCAUGCACUGCCGUCCUGGCAAGCCCCUCCCUGAGGAUUUAGAGUCCUGGAUCAGCGGCGCAGGAUCAGAGGGAGUCGUGUACUUCAGUCUCGGCUCCGUGGCUCAAGGUCAGUCGAUGCCCAAGAACCGAGAUAUAUUCGUGGAGGCCUUCAAGCAGCUCAAACAGAGAGUCAUCUGGAAGUACGAGGUGGCGCUGGAGGGCGUCUCUGACAACGUGCUGAUGCGGAAGUGGCUGCCGCAGCAGGAUAUUCUCGCUCACCCAAACGUCCGGGUCUUCAUCACCCACGGAGGACUCCUCAGCACUCAGGAGUCCUUCUACCACUCCACGCCAGUCCUCGCGGUCCCCAUCUUUGGCGAUCAGCCCAAGAAUGGCAUGAACAUACAGAACAACGGCCUCGGUCUGAUGCUGGUGUGGGAAGAGCUGACGGUCGAGCUCCUCGUCAACAGUCUCCAGGAAAUCAUCUCGAAUCCCAAAUACAAAGCCAGGGCCGCAGAGGUGCAGGGUCCCCUCCGUGACCAGCCCGACAGCCCGAAGGAUCGCGCGGUGUUCUGGACGGAGUACGUGAUCCGGCACAAGGGCGCCCCCCGGCUGCGGUCUCCGGCGGCGCAGCUAUCGUGGGUCGAGUUCCUCAUGCUGGACGUGCUGCUGGCGCUCCACGUCACUGUGUUCGUGUUGGUGUACUUGCUCCGCCGCCUUCUGGGAGCCAUCUGCUCGCGAGUCUUCGGGUCCCGGAGCACAGGCAAGAAAAAGAAGAGGGAAGCUCGCUCUGCAGUGGGCCUAUCACCCGUGUGGAUACAAGUUAAAUAUGUGUGCCCAGUGGCAGCCGAGUGCCGCUGGGGACUGCUCGACCUGAGAAUAUAUCAGGUCUUACGUAAAUGGAAGCCACUCAUGUCCAGAAUUAAGGUCAAAGGUAUCUUAGACGAGAUUCAAGUUCAUUUCAUCUCAAGACCGAUAAAGGUGACGUCACUGAAGAUGGAGUCCCGGUCGAGGACUAGCUACAACAAAGUCAUAGUGAUUCAUGCUGCUACAGUUGUCAAGUCGUUGGGAAUGAAUCAACACAGUCAAGUCCUCUUUGAAAUACAGGAUCGCAUUACCACAAUACACACCGACCCUUACGCACACUCCAUAGUCAAGGACAACGCCCAAAUUUACUCUGAAGAGAAUAAAAUGAGGGCAGCGGUGCUGGCCCUGGCACUGGCGCUGACGGGCGUGGCGUGGGCGGAGUUGGCUCCACCCGAGAGAUCCUACAAGAUCCUGAUGCUGUUGCCAGUAUCCUCGAAGAGCCACAGGAAUGUCUUCAUGCCGAUCGCCGAGGCUUUAGCCGAUCGAGGACACAAGAUUGUGAUGCUGGUCAACCACCCGCCAGCAUCAAAGCACCCGAACGUCGAGGAGAUCAACCAUGAACUGCCCGAUUUCAGGGAAGAAAGCAUGAACAUGUUCGAGACACGAGAGAACCCAACUGGUGCGUUCGGAAUGUUCGAAAAGGCUCUUCCUGCCAUCGCCAAGAAGCUGUACAAGGUUCCGAAGGUUAAAGAACUCUAUGACAAAAGAAAGGAGUUUGAUCUCAUAAUUAUCAACCAUAUGUUUAAUGAGGUUGCGUACCCGUUCGCCCACGAGAUGCCCUACAUCACCAUAGCAACGCCAGGUAUGGACUACCGCCAGAGCGCGGUCUUGGGCAACGUCUUGAACCCUGCGUACGUACCCCACUCGAUGAAAGCUUACCCUCUUCCUAUGACUAUGUUACGUCGAUUCCUCAAUACCGUAGCACCCAUCAUGAUUGCCGUAUACUGGCGUCACUGGAGUAUCCUUCCGCCUGUUCAACAGGAGAUUUCGGCCCAGUUCCCGGACCUCCCGCCCUUACUGGACAUUGAACGUAACCAGAGCCUUACCUUGAUGAACUCCCACUUCACAAUGAGCGAUGUUCUGCCUCUGCUGCCGUCCCAGGUGGAAGUAGGGGCCAUGCACUGCCGUCCUGGCAAGCCCCUCCCUGAGGAUUUAGAGUCCUGGAUCAGCGGCGCAGGAUCAGAGGGAGUCGUGUACUUCAGUCUCGGCUCCGUGGCUCAAGGUCAGUCGAUGCCCAAGGAAUACCGAGAUAAAUUCGUGGAGGCCUUCAAGCAGCUCAAACAGAGAGUCAUCUGGAAGUACGAGGUGGCGCUGGAGGGCGUCUCUGACAACGUGCUGAUGCGGAAGUGGCUGCCGCAGCAGGAUAUUCUCGCUCACCCAAACGUCCGGGUCUUCAUCACCCACGGAGGACUCCUCAGCACUCAGGAGUCCUUCUACCACUCCACGCCAGUCCUCGCGGUCCCCAUCUUUGGCGAUCAGCCCAAGAAUGGCAUGAACAUACAAGACAACGGCCUCGGUCUGAUGCUGGUGUGGGAAGAGUUGACGGUCGAGCUCCUCGUCAACAGUCUCCAGGAAAUUAUCUCGAAUCCCAAAUACAAAGCCAGGGCCACAGAGGUGCAGGGUCCCCUCCGCGACCAGCCCGACAGCCCGAAGGAUCGCGCGGUGUUCUGGACCGAGUACGUGAUCCGGCACAAGGGCGCCCCCCGGCUGCGGUCUCCGGCGGCGCAGCUAUCGUGGGUCGAGUUCCUCAUGCUGGACGUGCUGCUGGCGCUCCACGUCACUGUGUUCGUGUUGGUGUACGUGCUCCGACGCCUUCUGGGAGCCAUCUGCUCGCGGGUCUUCGGGUCCCAGAGCACAGGCAAGAAAAAAGCAGAAUGAGGGAUUUUUUAAUGGUUCUUUAAUUUAAUUUGUGACUCUAAUGCCUGUCUUUAUUUUCACAUACAUGUGUAUCUUGAUGGCAAAAAAUAUAUUUUUUACGUACACAGUAUUAAAUGUACUUAAUGGCUGCAACUGUAAUUCUUUACCUUGUAAUAAAGAUACUGAUACGGUGCA